This is a messenger RNA of Racocetra persica, 494 nucleotides long. NCBI's taxonomy places the organism in Eukaryota, Fungi, Glomeromycota, Glomeromycetes, Diversisporales, Gigasporaceae. The record is from the annotation of a GenBank genome assembly.
AUUGUUUAGAAAAGUGCCUAGAGACAGAGACACAUUGGAAUAGAUUUAAUCAGUAUAAAAGUUCAACAAAAUUUGCUACUAUGCCUACUGCUGGACAUGAUCUUUUUCUAGCCGUAGUUGAAGUUAUUGAUAGAUUUCUCACGAAAUCAAUUAAUAAUAUAAUCAAUAAUAGUAUACAAGUCAAGAGUACAACAAAGAGGCCUUUACAAUCAAAAGAAAUAAAUAUCAAUACUGUGAAUACAAGUCAAACUAUAUCAAAAAAGCCAGAUGAUAGUUAUUCUGAUAAAGAAAACAAUGCACAACUUCCUGAGAAUGUUCAAAACCCAACUCGUGUUAUUGGAAAAAGAAGGCCUACUAAACGUCAUUAUAAAAGUAGUAUAGAAAAGCAACAAAACCGGCAAAGAACUUUGAAAGGUAUAUAUAGGUGUAGACAAUGUGGUAAAGUGGGUCAUAAUACUGCCUAUCACAAACAAAAAGGAAGAAGUGAUAAUUAG